GAUGUAAAAUUUAGGAACAUAAACAAGUUAUGUCAGAAAGAGCACGAGUUCCGUAUUAAGAGACAGGAAGUUAUUUUCAAGAAUAUGAAGGAAAAACUUGAUGUAAAAAACCUUCUGCAGGUGGAAUCAACCCCAAAUAUUGCAAUUAUUGGAUCUGGUGGCGGAAUGCGUGCUGUUAUUGGAAUGUGUGGCGCAAUGACUGCACUGGAAGAUGAAGGAAUUCUGGAUUCUGCAAUGUACACCGCUGGAUUAUCUGGAUCUGCUUGGUACCUACUGACAUUGUAUGCAUAUGAUAAACAGCUGAAACCAAAAGCCGUUACUGAUUUUAUUCGACAGAAACUUGCACCUUUCAAAACAAUAGAAUUGCGGAAGGCAUGGUAUAGUUGGAGGUUUUAUACAAAAGGCAAGGCGUUUAAUACUGGAGAGUAUUUUACGAUCACAGAUACAUUUGGAGAACUUAUUGGUCAAUUGCUUCUUGAUAAGAAGUGUAAACAGAAAUGGAGUAAUCAGAGAAAAAAAUUAGCAGACGGUUCCGCUCCUUUGCCACUGAUAGCCGUUUUGCAUUGUCGUGACAAGGAAACAAUUGCACAGUACAAUGAAUGGAUUGAAUUGUCACCUUAUGAGGUCUUUAUGCCCAGAUACGGAGUUGCUAUUGACAUGAAGAAUUUUGGCAGUAGGUUUUACGGAGGUUUUAUUACAAAGGAAAACGAAGAACAACCGAUUCAUUUUUUACAAGGAAUGUGCGGUAGUGGAUAUGCAAUUGUAAGAAAUUUAAAACCACAAGAAAACUAA
Mytilus californianus (California mussel) is the source of this 792-nucleotide messenger RNA. Its product is annotated as cytosolic phospholipase A2-like. Gene Ontology annotation, molecular function: calcium-dependent phospholipid binding; calcium ion binding. Gene Ontology annotation, cellular component: cytosol. NCBI's taxonomy places the organism in Eukaryota, Metazoa, Mollusca, Bivalvia, Mytilida, Mytilidae. The coding region runs from base 85 to 792 and encodes 235 amino acids. Gene Ontology annotation, biological process: glycerophospholipid catabolic process. The record is from RefSeq and is a predicted model, not a curated record. The transcript is spliced from 7 exons.